Molecule: messenger RNA, 1882 nt
Organism: Vigna unguiculata (cowpea)
Lineage: Eukaryota; Viridiplantae; Streptophyta; Magnoliopsida; Fabales; Fabaceae
Source: RefSeq, a predicted model, not a curated record
UGACCCAGAUGAAAAGUUACAAGGAGAAGAAAACUCGGAAAGCAAAGGCGAAAUCAUGUCUCUUUGCUGGUGUUUCGGCAACCCUCUUCACUCGAAUCAUGACCUUAAAAACAGCAAAAGAAAUAUGGGAGUAUCUAAAGAAGGAGUAUGCAGGGGAUGAAAGGAUUCGAGGUAUGCAAGUGUUGAAUUUGAUGAGAGAAUUUGAGCUUCAAAAGAUGAAGGAGUCUGAGACCAUUAAAGAGUACUCAGACAGAUUGCUUGCCAUUGUUAACAAGGUAAGAUUACUUGGCACAAAUUUUUUGGAUUGCAGAAUUAUCGAAAAAAUUCUUGUAACUGUGCCAGAAAGGUAUGAGGCAUCCAUAACCACUCUAGAAAACACAAAAGAUCUGUCCAAGAUUACCUUGGCAGAGGUGUUACAUGCCUUGCAGGCCCAAGAGCAACGGAGGCUUAUGAGACAAGAUCAAGUGGUUGAAGGUGCAUUACCGGCAAAGCAUCACAGUGGAAAGAAAAACUUCAAGAAGCAUAAACAAACAAGCGGUGAAAACACUACAUACAAAGGCAAGGGCAAAAAGAAAAAUUACCCACCUUGUGAGCAUUGCGGAAAAUUGGGUCAUCCACCAUUCAGGUGUUGGAAAAGACCAGAUGCAAAAUGCAACAAGUGUAAUCAGCUUGGACAUGAAGCUGUAAUUUGUGGAAGCAAACAACAUGAAGUCAAUGCCCAAGUUGUUGAGCAAGAUGACGAAGAUCAUAUUUUCUCUGCUUCAAUUUUUUCAGCAAAGAGUAACUCUGAAUCUGAAGUAAGGGAUUCACCAUGUUCUUGGAAAACUGGACUAUCCAUUGGGGUCAUGUGUUGUAAGGUAUCAAUAGGUGGAGAUGAUGGUUCAGGAGGACUUUGAUCAAGACCUGGAUUGACAGAGACAUUGGAAAUAUUUGACUCAACCACUGGAAUAGGGAGAACUUGUUGUAUGACAUGAACAUCUUGAACAGCCGGUUGGGCUUCAUUCAUUAAGAGAUCAUAUCAUGGUUGGUCAUUUUUAAAGAUGUCAGCUUGUUUGUCGAAUCAUAGAGGCGUUGGAUAUCAUUGGCAUAGAUGUUCUGAGCCAUCUUCCAAAAGGAGUGACAUGUUUUGAAGGCUCUGAUGGACAUCAAAAGUCUUGGUUCCACCGACUGCCACAACAAAGCACAUAGUUGGAAAUCUGCCUGUUUCCACUGUUUAGCUUUUUCAGUAAGUACAUGGCUUUCAUCUUUCUCAAGGUGGUCGUGAUGUCCUUGACAAAGAAACCACAUUUAGACGGCAACAGACCAAGAUAGAUAAUUUCAGCCAUUUAGUUUCUCAGAAGGGAUGUAGGGCUUCCAAAGAAUGAAAUAGCACCUCCAACACUUCUAGUGGCCUUUUCAGAUCAAGGGGACAAAGAAAACAAAGAGAAGAUGCAGAAACAGUGAGGAUUUUUGAAAACCCUAGGGAGAUUUCCGCAAGGGAGGCUUCUGGACUACACCGAAAUGGAAUUUUAAGGGUCAAAACAGACAGAGGAGACUUCGGAAAGAGCUAUGGAAGUGGUGUGGUGAAGAUCCAACAAGAGGAUGGUGGCACGUGGACUUCACGCGCAUGUUCGAAGCAGAGAGAGAUGUGGCGCGUGAAUGGGAGUCUGGAUCCGGCACCGGCGGGGGUGGCUAUCGCUCGGAGAGGCGCUCCAGAUUUAGUGGUCGCCGGCGAAAACUAGGGUGGCCAUUGACGGCGGUCGGCGGCGAACAGCAGCUGACGGUGGCGGACGACGACAAAUUGGCAAAAAAGAGUGGUUAACACGUUGGAGAGCUCCAAACAGAGGUGGACAUUAGCAAACAGGCAAGACAUAUGCGGAUAGCAGUGAUUAGUGUUGCCGGA